AUGUCAAAAUAUUAAACAGAAUUUAGUGAUAUCAAAUCAAAAUCUUUGCUGUUACCAUAAAUCAAAUAACCACAUACUAUUAUCACUGCUGCUGAACUCGAAUAAAUAAAAUCUCAUAUUACAUUUACAGAAUAAAAAGCAAAGAAAGUAUAACUUAUUAUAUUAUUUGUUCAGAGUUAUGACAGUCAAAAGGUUUGGGCUUAACGUAUUGAGAAAUAGAGACAGUAGAAGGAAAAAGAGAAGUUCUAAAAAUUCAUAUUAGAAGAAGAAGAAAGACGAAAGAUUGAUAGAGAAGAAGCAGAUUAUUAAGAAAAAUUAAAAAUUAAUUAAAUAGGAGAUGCUAAUAAUAAAAUAUUUGGAUAAAGAGCUGAGUAUUAUAUUAUGAAUUAUAUUUAAGUGUGAGAAACAUGAAAUCUAAAAUGUUAUGGUCAGAGAUAGACAAAGCAAAUUAGAAACUUAUUUAGUUAAAUAAAGAGAAAUAAGAAAUGUAAUUAAUGUAUGAAGCAUAAAAAACAAGAGAAAUUGAAACAUAAAAAUAUAUAUCAGAAUAAGUAGAAUUAGAAAAAAGUUAAUUAAAAGAGUAAUUGAAAAAAUAAACUUAUGAUUCUUUAGCUAAAUAACAUCAUGAAGUAAAAGAGAGAUAUCUUAAGGAAUAUAUUUAACUUAAAAAAGAAGGUGAUAUAAUAAAGAAAUAAGCAGAAGAAGAAGAAUUGAAGAAAGAGUAAAAUUUAUUGGUAAUACAAUUUUAGAAAACAAAAAGAAGAUGAUAAAAUUAAAAAGUAAAAAUUAUUAGCUGAACAUUAACAAUUACUUUAAAUUAAAUAAAAAAUUUAAUAAGAUGAAUAGAAAUUAGAUGAGAAUCAAUCAAAAGAAAGAGAUUAAUAUCAAUAAUAAAAAGAUAGAGUUUUAGAAAUGAGAAAAGAAAGAGUAAUUUUUAAUUAUUUAAAUAGGAAAUAGAAAAGAAACAAAGAUAAUUAAAAAUUAGACAAUAGAUUUAUGAUAUAAGAGUUACACAAUUAAAAAAAUAAGAAGAUGAUUAUAUGUAAAGAGUAUAAAAACAUGCAGAAGAAUUAUAAAAGCAUGAUGAAGAAGUAGCAAAAUAAAAAGAAUUAGAAAAAUCAUAAAUGAUCUAAGAAGGAGAAUAAUUUAGAUUAUAAUAAUUAAAAUUGAAAGAAAAAUAAAAAGAAAAGGAAUAAUAAGAAUUAUAAUAAGAACAUAAAUUAAAAAUAAGUGCUUUAGAAUAAUUAUCUACUGUAGAGGAUCAAUAAAAAGAAAUAUUGAAAAGAAGAAAUAAAGAAGUUCAAGAAUAUCAAAAAAUGCAAAUUGUAUUUAUUAUCUAUAUAUAUAUAAAGGAACUUAAAAAAUAAAUGAGAAGAAAUCAAUUUUUAAAUGAAUUAAAAGAAUCAAAAUAAAUGGAACUUAGAUCAUAAAUAGAAAAAGAUGCUUUUAACAAUUGGGCAUAAUCUUAGAUUACAGAACUUAAGGAAUCAGGAUUAAAUUUAUAUCCAUUAACAAAAUCAUUUAAAGUAUGA
Paramecium primaurelia is the source of this 1532-nucleotide messenger RNA. The record is from the annotation of a GenBank genome assembly. NCBI's taxonomy places the organism in Eukaryota, Ciliophora, Oligohymenophorea, Peniculida, Parameciidae.